Arvicola amphibius (Eurasian water vole) is the source of this 2629-nucleotide messenger RNA. It is a transcript of the gene Hnrnpa3, whose product is annotated as heterogeneous nuclear ribonucleoprotein A3. The transcript is spliced from 11 exons. Gene Ontology annotation, molecular function: RNA binding. Lineage: Eukaryota; Metazoa; Chordata; Mammalia; Rodentia; Cricetidae. The coding region runs from base 62 to 1201 and encodes 379 amino acids. The record is from RefSeq and is a predicted model, not a curated record.
CCGCCUCUUCCUCUCGGUCCCAUAUUGAACUCGAGUUGGAAGAGGCGAGUCCGGUCUCAAAAUGGAGGUAAAACCGCCGCCCGGUCGCCCCCAGCCUGACUCCGGCCGUCGCCGCCGCCGCCGGGGGGAGGAGGGUCAUGAUCCAAAGGAACCAGAACAGUUGAGGAAACUGUUUAUUGGUGGUCUGAGCUUUGAAACCACAGAUGAUAGCUUAAGAGAACAUUUUGAGAAAUGGGGCACACUUACAGACUGUGUGGUAAUGAGAGAUCCCCAAACAAAACGUUCCAGGGGCUUUGGUUUUGUGACCUACUCUUGUGUUGAAGAGGUGGAUGCUGCAAUGUGUGCUCGGCCACACAAAGUUGAUGGGCGUGUGGUGGAACCAAAGAGAGCUGUUUCUAGAGAGGAUUCUGUAAAGCCUGGUGCCCAUUUAACAGUGAAGAAAAUCUUUGUUGGUGGUAUUAAAGAGGAUACAGAAGAGUAUAACCUGAGAGACUACUUUGAAAAGUAUGGCAAGAUUGAAACCAUAGAAGUUAUGGAAGACAGGCAGAGUGGGAAAAAGAGAGGAUUUGCUUUUGUGACUUUUGAUGACCAUGACACAGUUGAUAAAAUUGUUGUUCAGAAAUACCACACUAUUAAUGGGCAUAAUUGUGAAGUGAAAAAGGCCCUUUCUAAACAAGAGAUGCAGUCUGCUGGAUCACAGAGAGGCCGUGGAGGUGGAUCUGGCAAUUUUAUGGGUCGUGGAGGAAACUUUGGAGGUGGUGGAGGUAAUUUUGGUCGUGGUGGAAACUUUGGUGGAAGAGGAGGCUAUGGUGGUGGAGGUGGUGGCAGCAGAGGUAGUUAUGGAGGUGGUGAUGGUGGAUAUAAUGGAUUUGGAGGGGAUGGUGGCAACUACGGUGGUGGUCCUGGCUACAGCAGUAGAGGAGGCUAUGGUGGUGGUGGACCAGGCUAUGGAAACCAGGGUGGUGGAUACGGUGGUGGAGGAGGAGGAGGAUAUGAUGGUUACAAUGAAGGAGGAAAUUUUGGUGGAGGUAACUAUGGUGGUGGGAACUAUAAUGACUUUGGAAAUUAUAGUGGACAACAGCAAUCAAAUUAUGGACCCAUGAAAGGGGGCAGUUUUGGUGGAAGAAGCUCAGGCAGUCCCUAUGGUGGUGGCUAUGGAUCAGGUGGUGGAAGUGGUGGAUAUGGUAGCAGAAGGUUUUAAAAAAACAGCAGAAAAGGGUGAAUGAGAACCCUACUUGCCUAAAUGAGGAAUGUCAUUCCUACCAUCUUAAAUACGAAGGUUUCUGGCUGGGUAAGGUUUGUAGCUCACAGUAAAACCUGAUAACACCAUUGGUUCCCCUACAAAUCCAUGCAACAGUUUGGAACAUUACCCCGUUAGUAGGGACACUGGCAGGAUCCUCAGUCUCAGUUUUAUUUUGGGUACCCUGUUGAACAAGUUCAAAGACUUGAGGCAGUUAACAUUCUGCAUUGGCCAUGAGUAUUUGUCAAAAGCCAGAUGUGGCCUCUUCAUACAUACCACUCACCAUUGGUAUCUAUGAUAAAAUCCAUUUUCUAUAAGGGAAACAAAAGUCAUGUUAGCUUUCCAGAAAAUAAUUUUUUGAAAUAAGGCUUCGAAUGAGCUACUAGUUCCUGCCCUGGGGAAAAUGGGGAGCUUUCACAGUGAGCAGGAUGCAUGCUUCUCUCCUCAAGGUUUGCUUGCGUAUCAGUUCACUAUCGUGGACCAUUAGGAACCAGCACUUUUACUUGUGUGUCUCCCCUCCAUUCUCUAAACACAGGGCCUCACUGUUGUCCUGGCCUGGAACAUAAUCCACUUGCCUGUCCCCCAAAUGCUGGCAUGGUUAAAGGGUGGUGCCUAAUUGUCACUCACGUUCCUUAAAAAACAAAAUCCAAAGAACAAUUGAGUUACUAUUCAGAUAAGUUGCUGAUUGUUCAUAAGGGCUAUUUUUUUUUUUUUGCUGCCUUGAAAGGGCUUUGAAAAUUGCUAAUUCAGGUUACUUUUUAAUAACUUCAGAGGACAAGUUCGCAAAAAUAAUGGUUAGAGAUGUUUUUCUCACAGGGAUGCCCUAUAUGUUUUCCCUUUACUAAGUUUGCUUGGUACUUCAAUCAGGACUGAAUUUACAUGACCAUAGGUUAUAAGGUAACAAUCUUUCAAUGGUGGUUCCUUCAUUUAGAGGAAUGCAUUUUUUAAAGCAGGCAUUUACUUUCCAUUUCCUUUCUGAAAUAAAAUGAUUUUACUUAAUGUGGUUCCACUGUCAUUUCUGCAAAAGCAUUUUACAUAAAAAAGGUUGACAGGAAACAGUUGGGUAAUUUUGUUUGACCUGUGGGAUAGUUCCAAUUUCACAUGUCUAAAAACUGCAUUCACAUGUCAAGAACAUGGGCCACUGAGAAAUGGGCUUGGUUUCAAUGAUUGUUAUAUUGCAAUUCCAAACAUUGCUGACAGUGAUGGGCAUGGGAAAUGGUAAGCAUGGGGGUGUGCAGGGUGCUGUGAGGAAUGGUAGUCUAGCCAAGUAUUCGUUCUUGAAUGUUUUUAUGACAGCAGAGGUGGUCUGUAUUGCAUUCAAUUGUUUAAUUUGUAGUAUAAUAAAAUGUUAACAGAUGACUUUUUCAUUAAAAUAUUUUUAGAAGUGUG